Messenger RNA from Salpingoeca rosetta, 2300 nucleotides. RefSeq lists its product as uncharacterized. NCBI's taxonomy places the organism in Eukaryota, Choanoflagellata, Craspedida, Salpingoecidae. The transcript has 2 exons. The coding region runs from base 166 to 2268 and encodes 700 amino acids. The record is from RefSeq and is a predicted model, not a curated record. Gene Ontology annotation, molecular function: protein binding.
CAGCACUCCAAGUCGCAUCUCCUCAUUUCCACCUCGCAUCUCCACAACCUCGCUCACUCACAUCAGCCCACCAUUCAAGCAGUUCGCGGCACAAUCUUUGCAGAAAUCAUUCAGCAGUCUUCCACAAGCAAGACAAAACGCAGACCAACCACCAAUCCAACAGCCAUGUCCUCACCAUCUGCGCCCCCACACAUGCCUUUGGAUGGCGUGUCUGUGGCUGGGGUGAAGCGGUUCAUGGCCGAGAUCAAGGACGCGUUCCCAGACACGGCCCAUGACGUGACGACGCGACAAGUGUGCGAGACGCUCGUGGUGCCACGCACAGCGGAGUGCAAGUGCGCAUACAUCGACGUCCUGCGGCAACGAUCGGCAGAGGAGGCUGAAGACGUGCAGCGGGCCACCGUGUUUGUGUCGCACGCAUGGGGCGCAAAAGCCAUGGAUGUCCUGCAACUACUGGUUUAUUAUGCAGACAAUCAAGCCGACAGGCUGGAAGACCCACCCAUCUUCUUCUGGCUCGACAUCUUCAGCCACAGCCAACACGAGGACAUGGCCAACGACCUCACCACAGACUGGUGGAUGCAAACGGUGCUGAACACGGUGGGCGGUAUUGGCAAGAUGCUGCUUGUGCUGACCCCGGCUGCAGCCGCCAGCACCAACGCACCGCUGCCGCUCCCGCAGCCGCUCCCACUGACGCGCGCUUGGUGCCUGUGGGAGGUGUUCUGUGGCGUGGGCUUGCCAAACGUGCAGAUCGACACCGCGGUGCACCGGCAGCUGAGCGAGACGAUGAAGGCGGCCGUGCUCAGCUCGUCUGCUGCCGAGACGUUCACAACCAUGCUGGACGCCAUCAGCGUGGACGCUGCCAAGACCACCAAGCCGCAGGACAAGCGCAUGAUCUGCGACGCAAUCACGCAGGCUGGCGCCACCGCCCAACUCGUGGACGCGCGCGUGCGCGACGCCAUACGCCAGUGGUGCCUGAGCCUGGUGGCCUCCUUCGUUCGGGAGAUGGAGCAGCCGGGCGACGAGGCCGCAACAAAGACCAAGGCCUAUGCCACCAUGUGCUGCCAGGCCGGUACGGUGAUGCAAGCGCUCGGCGCACUUGAGUACGCGACGGAGCUGUUCAACAAGGACCUGCAGGCCACCAUCAGCGUCGUGGGCCACCAGCACAAGGCGACCGGCACGGCGUACACCAACCUGGGCGUGGUGUACUACCACAGGGGCGACAUCGAGCAAGCCGUCGACUGCUACAGCAAGGCCUUGAAGAUCUCGGUCGUGGAAUACGGGGAGGACGAGAACACGGCAGAGGCGCACAACAACCUGGCCACGGCGCUGCACGCUGCAGGCCGCUGUGCGGAAGCCAUCCAACACUUCAAGAAGGCACUGGCCAUCUUCUCCGCUGCCCGCGACAAGGCCACGAAACAACAGCAGCAGCAGCAGCAGAAGCAAGGCGGCGAGGGAGACAAAGAGCAAGGCGCACGAGGUGGUGUGGACCUGCAGCAGCAGUACGACACAAAGCUGGUGUCGACGCUGAACGCGCUCGGGCUUGCGUAUGACGACGCCGGCGAGAGCGACAGGGCCAUCGAGUGCCACAAGCAGGCGCUGGACAUCCUGAAGCGCGGGCAUUGGGGCGAGAACGACCCCACCAUUGGCGGCACGUACAACCACCUCGGCCUGGCGUAUGCAAGCAAGGGCGACAUUGAGACGGCCGUGAAACUGCUGGAGAAGGCGCUGGAGGCGAAGCGCGCCGCGUUUGGCGACGUGCAUGCUACCAUCGCCAACACCUACAGCAACCUCGCCAACAUGUACAAUGCGCUGGGCGACUUUGACCGCUGCAUCGCCAGCUACGAGCACGCGCUGCGGCUGUUCCGGCAGACCCUCGGCGAGCAGGACCCGACCACCGCACGCACGCUCGAGUACACGGCGUACGCGUACGCGAAGGCGGGCCGCUUCCAGGAGGCGGUGGACGCGCUCACCACCACGGUCGCACUGUACCGGCAGCACCUGGGCCCACAACACAUGCUCACGACGACAGCAGAAGAAAACCUGGCAUCCAUUCGACGUGCGGGCGCUCAGCAGGGUGAUGCCCCUCCACCAACAGGAAGGGGUGGACAAGGGGAGGAAGGGGAGGAAGGGGAGGAAGGGGAGGAAGGGGAGGAAGAGUCAUCUGAGGAUUCCGCGGCGAGCGAAGAUGAUGGGGAGGAAGAGGAGGAGGAGGAAGGGGAGGCUGGCGUGUGGCAGCAAGGGGAUUGGGGCGCGUGGUGUUCCAUGCUGUAGUGACACGUGUGUGUGUGUGUGUGUGUGUGUGU